[Torrubiella] hemipterigena is the source of this 1170-nucleotide messenger RNA. Lineage: Eukaryota; Fungi; Ascomycota; Sordariomycetes; Hypocreales; Clavicipitaceae. The record is from the annotation of a GenBank genome assembly.
AUGGUUGUGUUUGGAGGCUGGUGCGCUCUCUUCUGCACAUUCGGCCUCAUCAACUGCGUCGGCGUCUUUCAGGAGUAUUAUCUCGAGGGACCGCUGUCUGAUUACAAUGCGUCAGUGAGCUGGGUCUCGUCUGUCCAGAUUUUCUGCAUUGUCUUUUGCGGAGUCGUGUGGGGACGUGUUUUUGAUAGCUACGGAUCCAAAUACCUUCUCUGGGGAGGAAGCCUUCUCUACGUCUUUGGCUUGAUGAUGACUUCACUAUCCACAAAAUACUACCAAUUCUUUCUCGCCCAAUCCGUGGUGGCUUCCAUUGGCUCCAGUGCCGUAUUUAACGGCUCCGUGGCCUGCAUCGUCUCUUGGUUCAAUCGCCGUCGUGCUGCCGCUUUUGGAAUCAUUGCCUCCGGGUCGUCAGUUGCAGGCGUGGUGCUACCCAUCAUGAUGGACAAGCUGAUUAAAAGCAUUGGUUUCCCGUGGAUGAUGCGUUCCAUGGCCUUCAUGUUCAUGGCAUUGCUGGGCAUUGCCUGCGUGACCGCCAAGCCGAGGGUGCCACCUAAUCCCAGACCGUUUGUGUUUGUCGAGUAUCUGCAGAGCUUGAAGGAGUUGCCUAUGAUUCUGACUGUCUGGUCAUUUUUCCUCUUCAUGUGUGGCAUGUUUCUGCCGUUCAAUUACAUCUUACUCCAGGCUAGCGCUGCCGGCAUGUCCCCAGAGCUAAUUCCCUACCUGCUUCCUAUUCUCAACGCUGUUAGCAUUGCGGGCCGUAUUCUACCUGGAAUCGUUGGUGAUAAGCUUGGCAAGUACAAUGUCAUGAUCGCCAUCACCUUUCUCUCUGCACUCUUCUGUCUCGCCGUCUGGGUCCCUGUCAAGUCUACAGCCGGUAUCGUCGUAUUUGCCGUCAUCUUUGGUUUCUCUUCGGGAGGCUAUUUCACACUUGCUCCCGCCAUCAUUGCCCAGAUUUCCGACUUUCGCCAGAUCGGAACUCGAGUCGGCACUGCCUUCGCCAUCCAGUCCCUCGGCGCCUUGGUCGGUAGCCCUGUUGGAGGAGCCAUUGUCAUCUGCCAACAUGGCGAUUAUCUAGGACUUCAGCUGUUUUGCGGAUGCAGCAUGAUGGCGGCCGUGAUUAGGUUCUUGGCUACCAGGUACUCUCUCGUGGGAUUCAAAAUUGUCAAGGUGUAA